AUGAAGAACCGCGGCCCCCAGCACUACCUCCAAGAGACACCCCCACCUUUUCUCAGCAGCCGUCAGAAGCUGAUGAACAAGGCAGCUCAAUUUCUUAUCGCUGUCAUCAUUACUAGGUUGCUUAUCAUGAAAAUUGAUGUGAAUCAUCAUUGUCAUGAAUAUAUUGAAUUUGCUACUGUAACCCUUUAUGGCUAUGUUCCAAAUCCAAGAAUACAAAUGAUUUUCUAUCUACUAGAAUGCAGUUUGGAUGACUUGUUCACCAGUGGAAGAAGACUGGAAAAUAAAUCCAAAGGGAAGCCUCGAAAGCAGAUAUGCCAAGUUGUUCUGGAUCAUUUUGAAAAGCAGUACACAAAGGAAUUGGGAGAUGCGUGGAUCAGAAUCAGGAAAGUGGUCACAUCACCACUGUUCUGGCAAUAUGGUGUCCUACUGAAUAAAUUCAGCUAUUCCUCUGAGCUGGAGAACAACUUGCAUCUGAAGGGAUAUUAUAAUCUCUUUCAAGAAACCUUGCCCCAUCUUAAGGGAUCGUUGAAGUGUUACAUCAGUAGAAUUCCUGGGAGGUUCCCUGCACAAAAGCACCAGAUUGGUAAACUGAAGGAAUAUUAUCUGCUGAAUGCUGCUUCACUUCUGCCAGUACUGGCACUGGACAUAAAAGAUGGGGAAGAGGUUUUGGAUAUGUGUGCUGCUCCUGGGGGUAAAUCAAUAGCUAUGCUACAGUGUGCAUAUCCAGGUCAUUUUCACUGUAAUGAGUAUGAUAUUUUGAGAUCAAGGUGGUUGAAACAGACAGUAGAAUCCUUCAUCCCCGAAUCCUUGCUGAAUAUAAUUACUGUCUCUGAAUUGGAUGGGAGACAGAUUGGAGAGCUCCAUCCUGAAUCGUAUGAUAAGAUAUUGGUUGAUGCCCCCUGCUCAAAUGACAGAAAUUGGUUGUUUUCAUCGGAUGUACAGCAGGCAAGGCUUAGACUAAUUCAGAGGAAGGUGUUAUCUGCUGUACAGAUACAGCUGCUAAGGUCUGCUAUUAAAGCCUUGCGUCCUGGAGGAACACUGGUCUAUUCUACAUGCACCCUCUCAAAGGCAGAAAACAGUGACGUCACAACCCAAAUCCUAAACUCCUGCAGCAAUAUUCUGCCUGUAGACAUAAGAGAAAUGGCUAGUGCCAUUUCCCAUGAGUUCGCUCUUGCCAGCAGUGCCCAGCAAUAUGAACUGUUAGUCCUCCCAGAACGGGGGAAAGCGUGGGGACCAAUGUAUAUAGCUAAACUAAAGAAAACUUAGCGUGUGUGCUUUGUAUGAGCCUUUUAUUAUCAAAAUAUAAACUGAAAGGGUAAAUUAUGUUGAAAAGCCCUUAAAACAGUAGAUUUGCAGACAUGUGUUUAGCUUUGACAUUCAGUUUGUGGAAUAAUACAUCUAUUGAGCAAGCUACAGAGCAAGGACUCGAAACAAAACCUAAAUGAUUAAUAACUGCAAUAACUGCAUGCAAGAAAGUGCGAGGCAGACUCUGACAGCCGCCGACUACUAAACAGAAAAGCAAAUGGACACAGGAGCUUUGUGAUACCAAAGUCAACCAAGUAACAUGGUCAAGUGGCAAUGCUGGGUCCAGAACCGAAGACCCAUUGCUCCAAGGACAUGGGCCUGGAAAGCUUCUGUUACCUGAGGGUCCUGAAUAGCUGAUUGAGUGUUUGGGAUUUAGCUUCUAUAUGAAAACUGCUGGAAGACAAGACAUUCUUCAGGAGCACUCAGUGUUUAAUAUGGCUGUGAUGUAUUGAAGGGCUUUUCUGUGACAGUGACAACAUCAGUCAUUACAUCUGUGAAUACCAGCUCCAGAAGGUUACUUGGAAACAGCUCAUUCAGAUUUUCAUUACGGCAAGAGAGCAAUUUUUUUGAAGAGUCAUAUCGUUGCAUGACAAAUAAAAUUCAGCAUUGGUUACAAUGUUCCUCUUGUUUUCCGUCCGUCUGUUCUGACUGAAAAUGGGCUGAGGGGCUCCUGAGACAGUAGGCAAUAGGAUGGUUUGCAUAGAAGGCGGCUCACCAAAAUUGUCUCUUCUGCCCACUUUUCUAAAGCGUGUCUAGGCAGAUGUAUUUUAUUUUAUUUUAUUUUCAAUUAGCUGAAAAGGUAAGCAAUUCAGUUUCACUCACCUGAACGCAAUCUGCAGGAUUGACAGCAUACCUUUAAUAGAUUCCUCCAGUAGAUAAUUAGACCAGUGUAACGCAAGCAGUGCAUGAAUUAACAUUUGCACUUGCAUAUGAAUAUUCAGCGUUGCAGUAUUUUCAGUGGUGCCAAUUGUUUUCAGUGAUUAGCACUCCUGCUUAUUACAUGGUUGUAACAUUGAUUGGUACAAAAUGGCACCAAUUAAAGAAUUCUAAAAGGUCUGGAGGGUCAGGGAGUAGCUAUUCAUUGUUGGUAUUUAUAGCUUUUCAGUAGACCAGGAUCCAGAUGCGAGGUUUCACUGUCUAAUUGGAGAGAUGAGGGGUUUUUUGGUGUUGAGAGAAAUGACAUUCUUGAUUUUACUAUAAAGAGGAAUAGUGUUGCUGGAUUUAUUUGGACUGUAGUUACUUUCUACCCUCUCACAUUUUGUAUGCUGAGGUAAAUAGAAGUAUU
This is a messenger RNA of Alligator sinensis (Chinese alligator), 2590 nucleotides long. RefSeq names its product NOP2/Sun RNA methyltransferase family member 3 (gene NSUN3). Gene Ontology annotation, molecular function: methyltransferase activity. The record is from RefSeq and is a predicted model, not a curated record. Gene Ontology annotation, cellular component: mitochondrial large ribosomal subunit. The coding region runs from base 1 to 1266 and encodes 421 amino acids. Gene Ontology annotation, biological process: rRNA methylation. Lineage: Eukaryota; Metazoa; Chordata; Crocodylia; Alligatoridae. The transcript has 13 exons.